AUGGAAUUUAACUGUGCUUGAUUUAUUAGCCAGCUUUGGAAAGAGAAUUCACUAUUCAGCGCCAGAGUUCCGCUUAUUGAUACCCUCCUAUACGAUUCCGAAUCUCCCACCAAUUGCAAAUGACUCUUUACAGACCGUAAAGGCUUCAUAAAGAAAAAGCAUACAGAAAACACCAAAGUUGAUAAAAUUAUUUUAUCAUUUCUUAAUCACCCCACAAGUCUUCUAGACUAUGAUAAUGAUAUAUCAAACCCUGAAGACCCAGGAAUUACCUUUAUUCGUGACAAUACAUUUAAACUCGUAAACAGAAAAACAAGUCUCUCAAAAUUAUUUUCGUUAAAUAUCUUAAAAAACGAAGCAAUCCAGGCAUUUCCAGUAAGUGCUGAACAUCAAAAUUCCCGCUAUAUUGUAACUGUCAAAAAGAAAGAAGGAAAAUUAGUGUAUAACUGCAGUAAAGAAUGCCUAAAAAAUGAAACCUGAGAGGUGACUAAGGUUUUUGCUCAAAAUUAUAAUGAUAAGCUGGCUGAAAUCACUGAAAGUGCUUUAAGAGUUGUCGAGAAAAACAGCAGGAGAUGUAUUGAAGAGCUGCAGUUGAUAUUUUUUGAAGGUGCUAAUGAUAGCUUGUGGCUUAUGGGGAGCAGAUUCUGCAAGGUGGCAAAUCUGCUUGUAACGAGGCCGAGCACUUCUUUAAAGCGAACUCAAUCACAAGGCCGCCUACAAGAAAAUUCAAUCUCAAAAGCUUCUUUUAUGAUGACAACAAAAUCAUGGACCAAACGAAUAAGCUCUGCUUCAAUUGGUCCAAAGCCAAAUAUCAGCUCCAAAUGCCCAGGAGAUUUUUGCAAUUUUAUAGUAACUUCUGAAACUCUUUCCAGUAUAAAUUAAAUGGAAAAUGGUGUAAGAGAAGCUAGCUCUGCUAAAUUUCUAUUUAUGGGGUUCAGAUUUACCGUGAGCCUUUUAUCCAAAAUAUCAUGGCGGCUCAUCAGAUAAGGUGAGAGCUCUGAUAUAGGGAAAUUAGGAGCCAUAAGUUUUUGCUGCUUGACAUUUUCCGAUUAAAGACCAUGCCCUUUGGUAAUCAUCCUACAGAUCGGGGCAACACUUUAAACACUCUAAGUAAUUUAAGUUAAGUUAGAGUCUCUUUCCAGUAAACAAGAAAUUGACUAUGAUGAUUUGGUAUGUUUCUAUUUAGUUACACAAAGUAAGAGCUACUUACUUUAGUGGCAAAGAAAAGGACAUUGAAAAAGUUAAAUACUUAUUAAGAAUUAACAAUUUAAUUGAACAAAACUCAAAAAACAAAGACAAGAUCAUAAGGAAAAUAAUACCAUAUCGAUUGCUUCUUCUUGGUAAAAAAAUUAUCAUUGAUAAAACAAAAGAUCUUGUUGAGGUAGAUAUAGGGCAAUUUAUUAACUGCUAUAAUAGUUCCUUAGAUAUUGAGCAAGAAAAUCUUCAUGAGACUGCUAUGCGAGCUCCAUUUCAUUAUUAUGAUAACGUCAAGGUAUGUGAUAGAUGCUAUGAAAUCUACACAUUAUUUGAAAGUAACAAAAAGAAACCAGCAACCCCUGAUGCAAAUAAAAACUUUUCAAGCACUUCUCCUACAAGGUUACCCAGCAGUAGUCAAAAAAGUAGUGCUUUAUCAAGCAGAAUGAAUUCUCCACGCAAAAACACGCUUUUGCGGUCAAGCUCCAAAAAAGACAAUAUUAAUGAGUUGCUGAAUGAUAUGAGUAAUGCUUUAUUUGAAAUUAAAUAUGGAGAAAAGACUGCGAAAAUGAAAAUUGCUGACGAAUGAUCAAGGACGGUUUCAAGACAAAGAGCUCAGAGUCAAAGCCAAGAAAGCAAGAGAAAAGUUCCAUUAGAAACGGUUAAAGCUGAAGUAUUGGAUCAUGAUGCCAUAACAAGUCAGCUUUUUCCUGAUGCAAAAUAUUUUAUGAAGACAAAACCUCGAAGGGAUAGACAUAGUGAAUUUCUUCAGAAACUCAAAACUAUGAAUUUUUCAAGAGGAAAGCUGCAUCACUUUCUAAGAAAAAGUUGUUAA
Blepharisma stoltei is the source of this 2026-nucleotide messenger RNA. The record is from the annotation of a GenBank genome assembly. NCBI's taxonomy places the organism in Eukaryota, Ciliophora, Heterotrichea, Heterotrichida, Blepharismidae.